AUGAUUCCAUUUGUCGGCAGGAUGCAUCCAAGCUGCAUCGAGCCGCCAACCCCGCGAAGUGCAAUGGUGAGAAUGACGCCAAAAGCGAACGAUAUCGUCGCUCUUUGUCAACGCGCUGCCGAUCCUAAACCAAUAAGGGCAGUCGAGCGACAUAUCGGCCAAUCGGUGGACAUUUGCAACGCGGUUCUCCUCAAAGCCAAUCAGGAGAGCAUGCGACAGUACGAAAUCAAAAAGAAUCCUGACGCCAAGGCACAUAUUCGACAGCUUGAAAGUGAGAGUCGAUGGUUGUCACAAAUUCGAGCGGAGAUAAUCGCUACUACCGAGUUGAUUAUCGAAAAAGAAAGGCAAGAAAUGCGCGAGCUCAUGUCGAAGUCUUUCCCGAUUGAUGAACAAGCCUUAUUCUUACGACGUGAGGAACGGAACAAGAAGAAACGCGAGGAAUUGAAGGAGACGGGUCUUGCAGCUGGAAAGUUGAUGUACAGUAUAAUGCUUCAAAAUGAACAAUAUCUAAUGGCUGCGAAAAAUGCUGUCAUAAUGGGACGAUUCAAACGCAACCUGAUGAUGGCGCUGGUCAAAGAAGAGGCUGAUGCUUUUCGAGAAGGACGAGAAGAGAAUCCGAUCGAUGCAAAAGCGAUUGCCCUAAGGUCCUAUGAAGAGGUAAUGGCGGCGGAGAAGAAAGUCAAAGCUCCGGAAACACCUGAGAAGAAAGUCGAAACUCCAGAAACGCCGGGAGAAACACAA
Mesorhabditis belari is the source of this 741-nucleotide messenger RNA. The record is from the annotation of a GenBank genome assembly. Lineage: Eukaryota; Metazoa; Nematoda; Chromadorea; Rhabditida; Rhabditidae.